Messenger RNA from Penicillium subrubescens, 288 nucleotides. RefSeq lists its product as uncharacterized. The record is from RefSeq and is a predicted model, not a curated record. The transcript is spliced from 2 exons. Bases 1 to 288 code for a protein of 95 amino acids. Lineage: Eukaryota; Fungi; Ascomycota; Eurotiomycetes; Eurotiales; Aspergillaceae.
AUGUCGGACCUCAAGUCGAUUCUCGUCAUUGGGGGAACAAGUGCCCAAGGCAGUUCUGUGGUCAAGGCACUCUCCGAGAGUGGUAGCUACAGUGUCAGAGUGUUGACUCGAAACUCAGCCUCAGAUCAAGCUCCAAAACUGGCUGCUCGACCGAAUGUGACCCUCCUCCAAGGCUCACAGGAUAACCAGAAGGACCUUCACUCUGCGUUUUCUGGCAUCUACGGAGCAUGGGUAAACCUGGACGGGUUUACGAUCGGCGAAAAAAGCGAACUAUUCUACGGUGUCUGA